This is a messenger RNA of Asparagus officinalis (garden asparagus), 1326 nucleotides long. Its product is annotated as ELMO domain-containing protein C. Lineage: Eukaryota; Viridiplantae; Streptophyta; Magnoliopsida; Asparagales; Asparagaceae. The coding region runs from base 191 to 1159 and encodes 322 amino acids. The transcript has 10 exons. The record is from RefSeq and is a predicted model, not a curated record.
AGGUUGAAAUAAGAAAGAGGGGACUAAUAUCGGGAAACCCCUACUUUUUCCCUAUCAAAAAAUUGGGAGCUAAGUUCCCUUUUCGAUUUCUAAAUCAGUAAUCACUUUAUCAAUCUUGUUCAUAGGAGAUCGCAUCCCUUUUGGGCUUCUUAGAUUUCAUCGAUUCCAGUCCUUUUUGGUUGAUUUUCACAUGGCAACAAAAGCCAUAAGAAGGCGUCUCCAUCAUGCUGAUGUUGAUGGAAGGAAAAAUGAGCAUAUGGACACUUCCGGAAUUGAUACAAUAAAUGAACCUCUACUAGGAAAUUAUAAUUACAGUGCAAGCCACUCCGAGGGAUAUGGUGAUAGAAGUCAGCAAGAUACCUGGGAUGACAAGAAGAAAGAGAGCCUCCACUGGGCAUUUCUUUUCUCCAAUGUGAUUGCUCAGUGGGCACAAUGGUUAGCAAAUAUUGUUCUCAAUACUGGAUCAAUGUUGGGAAGACUUUUGCCUCUUCCUUCUAUUAAUUAUAAUGGGCAGGCUAAUUGGAAUAAGCAAGUUUUUAUUAGCCCAUUGCAGGAAGAGAGAUUGCAAAACCUGAAACAGAGAUUGGGGGUUCCAUUCGAUGAUACUCGCCUGGAACAUCAAGAAGCCUUGAAGCAUCUCUGGAAAUUGGCUUAUCCCCAGCGAGAAAUCCCUCCUCUUAAAUCAGAGUUAUGGAAGGAAAUGGGUUGGCAAGGUUCUGACCCAUCAACUGAUUUUAGGGGUGGUGGCUUUGUAUCAUUGGAGAACCUCAUUUUUUUCGCCCGGAACUACCCAGCCUCUUUUCAACUGUUGUUACACAAGAAAGUAGGAACACGGGCAGAGUGGGAGUACCCCUUUGCUGUAGCUGGUAUCAACAUAUCAUUUAUGUUGGUGCAAAUGUUGGACUUGCAAUCAGGCAUGCCUUCUUCUAGAGCAGGAGUUCGUUUUCUGCAACUUCUAGCAGAAGACAAAAGGGCAUUCGAUAACCUCUUUUGUGUAGCUUUCCUAAUGAUGGAUGCCCAGUGGCUGGCAAGACGAGCUUCUUAUAUGGAAUUCAAUGAAGUUCUUAAAUCUACGAGAACACAGUUGGAACGUGAGCUUUCGCUUGAAGAUGUCUCCAGUGUAAGAGACCUUCCGGCAUACAACAUGUUGAAUGGAUAACUCUGCGAUAAGUUUUCAUCUUUUUAUAGACACAUUAAUCAAACGAAAUGUAGACAAGCAAGCGGCUUGUAAGUUAAUUCUGUACAGUGAUAAACUCUGCUUAAUCCAUUGGAACUGAUGAAAAUAUCUAUUACAAUAAUGGAAAGAGGUAAUAUUUUAUAGUUGUA